Molecule: messenger RNA, 2271 nt
Organism: Paramacrobiotus metropolitanus
Lineage: Eukaryota; Metazoa; Tardigrada; Eutardigrada; Parachela; Macrobiotidae
Exons: 3
Coding region: 1-2271 (756 amino acids)
Biological process (GO): chemical synaptic transmission; G protein-coupled receptor signaling pathway, coupled to cyclic nucleotide second messenger
Cellular component (GO): membrane; dendrite
Molecular function (GO): G protein-coupled serotonin receptor activity; neurotransmitter receptor activity
Source: RefSeq, a predicted model, not a curated record
AUGUAUUACAUUACGUUCAUCAGGAUGUGCUACGGCUCCUAUUCAUCGCUGUUCUUGGGCGACACUGUCAUCACUUCCCAGUCCGGUGUGCAGCAGGGAGAUCCACUUGGCCCAGCCCUGUUUUGUUUGGUACUGCAAAUCGUCAUUGAUAAGCUGAACACUGAUCUGAACGCCUGGUUCAUGGACGACGGAACCCUUGGAGGCCGUCCUGCGAGUGUCAUCCACAAUUUUCAGCAGCUGAUCAUGGAAGCACAGAAAAUCGGCCUUACUGUCAAUAUUGCUAAGUGUGAACUGUUCCUCUGCGGGGGCACAGACGCUCAACGAAUGUCUGCCGCGGACGAAUUUUCCCGUUUAUUCCCUGGUAUAACUAUCACAUCGGCAGAAAAACUCAACCUUCUCGGGUCCCCCCUGUUGCCCGCCGCUGUUGUACCAAUGGUCAAUGAGAAGAUAAGCCAAAUGGGAGUAAUGUGUGAUCGCCUUCGGUUGCUCCCUAAACAUCAAGCGCUCUUCCUCUUGAAGAACUGUUUAGCAGUGCCGAAGAUCGUCCACAUCCUUCGUACUUCUUUAGCAUGGAUGUUCCCUCAUGAACUUUACAGACUCGACCAGGUGUUCCGCGACGCUGUGGAAUCCAUCACUAAUGUACGUAUGGACCACCCGACGUGGCUUCAAGCCUCACUUCCCGUUCGCUUCGGUGGUUUGGGGAUCAGACGCACGGAGAAGCUAGCUCCCUCUGCCUAUAUGGCAUCGGCUUCCUCGUUGCACCCGCUGAUUUCCAAGCUUUGCCCGAAGCUAACGGCUACGGAUGUGACCGCCGCCACGCAUGCCUGGAAACUGACGUCCGAUACAGAUGAACUUCCGCCCCUCCCGUUCCGCCACGUCCAGAAAGCAUGGGACACACCUGCGACGCUACAUGCCUUUUCCCGACUGGCAGCCAUAAGGACCACACAGGAGGAAGUCGCCCACCUGAAAGCAGUAUCAGUCCCGGAAUCAGGUGUGUGGAUUCAUGCAUUACCGGCAGCUUGUCUCGGUAAUCUUCUGGAGAACAAUGCCUUUCGCAUAAGCGUCGCGCUGCGACUGGGAGCUCCAAUUGUUACUCCCCACGUGUGCGUAUGUGGCGGCUUGGUGGAUGAAUUGGGGCGGCACGGGCUCCGAUGCAAACGGUCAGCAGGCAGACUGCCACGACACGACGGCAUAAGCGGGGAGAUCGCCCGUGGAUUGAAAACGGCAGGUUUUCCUGCGAGAAUGGAACCAAAGGGUCUGUCUUUGAAGGAUAAGAAAAGGCCGGAUGUGAUUACUCUGGUACCAUGGGAGCGUGGAAAACCGCUGGCCGUGGAUGUAACAUGCGUCGACACACUCGCCGCCUCGUAUAUCGACCGUACCUCUGUAAACGUCGGAGCAGCAGCUGAACAAGCGGAAAGGGCGAAGCUGACAAAACACGCCUGGCUGCAACCUCGGUACAACCUCAAGGCAGCAGCGUUCGAAAUUUACGGGCCAUGGGGAUGUGGUACUAAGACGUUAGUGGAUAAGCUCUUCCGCACCACAUCCGUCAGUGCCUCAUUUAAACCGUACAUCGCCAACCUUCUCCUGGCCAACUUAUUUCUAGCUAUUUUUGAAAAUCCCCUGGACAUUUUAUUGGAGCUCUCCUGCCAACACUGCACGCUGUCGUGGGCGGUCUGUGACCUUUAUCUCUACUGCAAUUACGUCAUCACGGCGUGGGCGAUACACGCCCACCUCCUCAUCACCGUCAACCGCCUCUGGGCGCUGAUUUUUCCUUACAGUUAUCGUGACCAACACACCAUUAGCACCAGCUUCCUCUUUAUAGGCGGCGCUCUUGUAUACGUCCACAUUUGGAGCGUUCCAGGCCUCGUUCUGGAUUCCGUGUUUUACCGCAGCAUGAAUGACGAAUGCGAGGUGAACAACGACGCCCAACGAACGUGGGCAUUAGCGCUGCAGAUCUGCUUGUUUCUGGCUCCUAUCGUCUUCGUGGCGGGAGCCUAUAUGUACAUUAUCGACCGGCAGCCACACAAGAACACCCGUCAGCACAUCAAUCAGGCCUUCCUCAUCCUCACCCUAUUGACCUGCAGUGUAGUGAUCACGUGGACGCCCUACCAGAUCUGCCAGUUGUUGCAGAUCCUGGACAUUCCGGUGAGCAUCCACAUCGUGGCUGCAUUGGAUGUUCUAUGGAUCGUCCAGUCAAUCUUGGAUCCACUGCUCUCAACUCGCGUUGUCGCGGACAUGCGGACUGUAUUUGGACUGUCCGGGCUGAAAUAG